AGGGCGGGCUUUCACAGUUGACAGCCAAUGACGUGUCACGUUUGUGAUACGUUACUUAGCAUUAGUUGCAUCCGGGUGAGCAUUUUGAGGUUUGCUCAGGUUUUUGCUUUGAAACUUGGCUAUCGGUCUUCAGGAUGUACGGAUCGUUUAGGCUGGUAUUGCAGGUGCUGUCGGCCCAGCUUCUCUGUGUGUGGGUGCUGGGCUCCGAGCUAACUUUCGAGCUGCCAGACAACGCCAAGCAGUGUUUCUACGAGGACAUCACCAUCGGCACCAAGUGUACACUUGAGUUUCAGGUGGUAACAGGCGGCCAUUAUGAUGUGGACUGUCGUUUGGAAGACCCAGAAGGCACUACACUCUACAAGGAGACGAAGAAGCAAUAUGAUAGCUUUACCUUCACCGCAGCCAAGAACGGAACCUACAAGUUCUGUUUCAGCAACGAAUUCUCCACUUUCACACACAAGACCGUUUACUUUGACUUCCAGGUCGGCGAUGACCCUCCACUCUUCCCCAAUGAGAACAGGGUCACUGCUCUCACUCAGAUGGAAUCAGCCUGUGUGUCUAUCCAUGAGGCCCUAAAGUCGGUCAUUGACUACCAGACUCACUUCCGCCUCCGUGAGGCCCAGGGACGCAGUCGGGCAGAGGACCUGAACACCCGUGUGGCUUUCUGGUCCAUCGGAGAGGCCCUUAUCCUUCUGGUGGUCAGCAUCAGUCAGGUGGUGCUGCUGAGAAGCUUCUUCUCUGACAGGAAAACCACUACAACACGCGUAGGAUCGUAACAGUCUCUGAGCAACGGGAUCUGAUACAGCAUUUUUUUGUCUGUUCAUUGACUAGUGUGCAUAGAGUAGGUCUGAAUAUCAGUGCUGAUCUGAAAUUAGAUCAUAUCAAACUGCCAAGUCGUACAAUCUGACAUGUCAUCCUGAUUCAGCACUGGUAUUCUUACAAACGUUAUGCAAAUGAGUCUUAAGCUAAAUGGUUACGUAUGUGUAAAAUGUAUUUGAGGGGUAAAAAUAGAGAACCUGAAAAAAAGGAUUUCUUGCGUUGCUUAAAAUGAUCUGCAUUGGAGGCAGUUUAAGGUCCUAUAGUUGAAGUAAACUUUACAAAUGCGUUUUAAUUUGAUUUGUAUCUUUACCCCUGGCAUCUCAAAUUCUCCACACCUCGUCUAUUUCCUCUUUCAGCCAAAAGUGUGCACUGAAUUUACCAAGAGGGUUGAAUAUGUGACUAAACCUACUCAUAAUGUAAGGGUUGUGACUGUAUAUUUCCUUAUGUGCAUAGCAAUAGGUUUCUUAAACCACACUGGCAUGGCAAAGAGUGUUUCCCCAUAAAGGUUGCAAUUGGUUUUGAAGAAAAUGUUGCUUCUUUCUUUAUUAAACCUCACUGUGUUGAGUUAGAAACAGUAGAUAAUGUGUUGUUUUAUCAUCUUUGUCAUUUAAGAUGAGUUGGUGUAUGUUGUAUAGAUUAUAGCCAUCUUUUUAUUUUGAUACAAGUUUGUAUUUGGGCCAGAUGAUUGAAUUUAAAGAUACACAUAAUUUAUCCUAAAUAACUGCAGACUCAAUUUUUAAACAAAAAUAAAUAUUUAUUGUUUUUUUAAUUUUGGAUACUAUUUGCUUGAUUACACAUUUAGGUAAAGGCAUGUUUCAAUUUGAACACAUCUCGGUGAAUUCUGUACUGCAAAUGUUAUAAUUGUCUUUGUGACUGUGUGGAAGGUGAAAAAGAAAUAACAGAUUUUAAAAUGUUGUUUUAAAAGGACACAUUUUGUGUGUUGAGUGGCAAUGCCAGCAAUUACAAGUACAGCAACUUGUUAUAACACGUGUCUUUCACUGGUUCCUCUGCAAUGUCAUUUAUAUAGUUUUGCCUUUGCUGUUUAAAGUGUAACAACUCAUUUGUAAUGUAGGCUAAUUUUGCUCUCGAUUAUAAAUUAAAGUUGUUCUGCAAAAUAUUGCUUCUAUAUAUGAGGAAAAAUACUUAAACAUUAAAUCGGGUCUGGAUCUGAAACUUAGAGCCUGCAGAAAGUCCUGCAGGUGGUGUAGUAAAUGGAGGCUUAGUUACAUCUAGUGUGGCUUAAGCCAGGAAUCAUGUGAAAGUCGGUGGGUCAUUCUUUUAUCCACGACUUAAACACAAAAUCUGGCAGCUCGCAGCCAGUGGCCUGAAGGAAACAUUAAAUAUCUGAGUAAAUUGAUUCAUUUUAAACUCCACCUGCAAAGUAGACAAGUUCAAAACAUAACCUGGCAAAUCCAAAUCAUCACUGUUGUAAUGUGAGAUCAAUAUGACCUUUAUGAUACUUUAUAUUUGACAAAGACAGACUUUUAAAAAUCUAAACCACUGAAAAAAAACAACAAACUCAACACUUCAGAUAGUGCUACAAGUCUUGUUAAACUGUCAGAACUGAUGCUCAAAACAACUAUACAAUUGUAUUCUAUUGAUUUAUUAUUGAUCUUUUUGUGUUUUUUGGUGUGCUACUAUCAAAUGUUAAUUGUCUGUUGUGGUAGGUGUUGCAGUGCUGGCGUUUCAUUUUAAGGUUUACACUGUAACGGCUCAUCUUGAACACAACAUCUUUUGUAAAUCAUUCUGGAAGCUUACUUUAGUUGGGAUGGCUGAAUAAACUUUCUUUUCGAUUGUC
This is a messenger RNA of Notothenia coriiceps (black rockcod), 2617 nucleotides long. RefSeq names its product transmembrane p24 trafficking protein 7 (gene tmed7). Bases 135 to 776 code for a protein of 213 amino acids. The record is from RefSeq and is a predicted model, not a curated record. The transcript has 4 exons. Lineage: Eukaryota; Metazoa; Chordata; Actinopteri; Perciformes; Nototheniidae.